AUGUUGCGCGUGCUCAUGGACGACCCCAUGUCGAUUUUCUGGAUGUCCUUCGAUGACGUCAAGGAGUACUUCGCACAGGUGGAGAUUUGCCGAGUCCACCGUGGCUGGCAGGAGGUCCGCCAGAAGGCAUGGCUGCCCUCAGGCGUGGGCGCUGGCGAGGCCUUUGACCUAUUGCUGGAGGAGAAGAGCAAUGUGGACAUCGCCUUUUGGCAGGAGCGCCACAGCACCCGGGAGGGAGCGUUGGGAGCCACCUGCAUGAAUGUGGAUGUGGGCCUGGCGAUCCUGCGCCGAAGAGGUGAGGCACAGGGCUACGCAAUCUACGACUUGGUGGACUCCGCGCCCCGGUCCUUUGAUGACUGCGUGAGCCUCGAGGUGAUCCUUGAGGGGGGCUGCCAGUACCGGGUAGUGCCCAUUUGCCUGGGUCUCCUCACGGAGACGCCGCGCCAGGGCGUCCUGGCAGUGCACUCGGUGAAGCCGGUGCGGCUCCAGAAAGUCUCCUCCUCCUGGCGCGAGGCGGGGACGAGGUCUUAG
Molecule: messenger RNA, 531 nt
Organism: Effrenium voratum
Lineage: Eukaryota; Dinophyceae; Suessiales; Symbiodiniaceae
Source: the annotation of a GenBank genome assembly